Messenger RNA from Cladophialophora carrionii CBS 160.54, 1302 nucleotides. RefSeq lists its product as uncharacterized. The record is from RefSeq and is a predicted model, not a curated record. The transcript has 3 exons. Bases 1 to 1302 code for a protein of 433 amino acids. Lineage: Eukaryota; Fungi; Ascomycota; Eurotiomycetes; Chaetothyriales; Herpotrichiellaceae.
AUGACCACCGCGGCCUCCCCCACCAGACGCGUCCUCGGGCCAAAAGACCCCAACGCGCCUCUACAACAACUCUCAAAGCCGUCGUGUCGAGGGCUACAGGCUGCCGACCCUGUUUCGCGAAGGGAUUCCCCAGCCAGGUCGCCUCUCACUAGUCCUCGAGCCGGUCAGAAACGCAAACUGCAAGAGGUAUAUGAAUCUGCACAGGCCGACUCGCAGGAAGCAAUCAGUGUGCACACUCUGUCGCAGGUCACGGAGAUGCAGAGCGAUGCGCUGUCUGAGAUCGAGCACAGUGCGCAGCCAUCGAUGACUUGGAGCAAAUCGACUCUGAACACAUCCUUCGCCUCCUUCAGUGACUCGCACGAAGAACCAUCCCAGGUCGAGGCCGAGUUUCACAUACACGAAGAGCCCAGUCAACAGACAUUGGACACCAUGCACGCCGUCAGCUUGACGCAAAACACGUCCCAGCUCGUGCCGCCUCUGCGUCCAAACCUGGUUAAAGAAGCAUCUCAGGUCAGCCUCAGCAUGUCAAGCUUGAUCGACUUUGACAACAACCGCUCCUCCCAAGAGGACGACAACAUGCAAAUGAUUGAGGAGCUGGACGUGUCUGUCCAGGUCGCCGCUGCCAAGGAGGAUGCGAGGAAAGAGAUGAUGCUCGAGAGAGCAGAGGCCCUGCGCACGCGAUUACAGCUCGCCUUCUACAAGAUACAAACCAACCAGAUCACAACUCCGCUUGCACGACUGCAGGUGCCAAACGCUCGAUCUUCCUCGCCCAGCUUACCCGCGAUGUCGUCGUCCCCACGGUCCUCGUCGACCGUACGACCAGACUGCAGUGAAACCACCGCCAUAUCUCCCGAGUCUCGAGUUGCUCUGGCGCGCGCCCGAGCGACGUCGGGUCCUAGACCCGCUGUGCGCGCUCUUUCGACAUUGCCCAUACCGAAAAUCGCACCCACCGCGUUCUCUGCCAGGUGGAAUGAUGAAGAUAGCACCCUCGCCGAAAGCAAAGGUACGGAGACCGAACGGGAGGAGCUUCCCAGUAGUCCGCCUCUUCGUCCUGUAGACGACUAUCCGCGAGAGGCUGCUGAAGAGUCACCGCGAUUGGCGGAACCGAGAACGCCCGAACAUUCAUCCAGCUCUGUAAUUUGCGAUCUUGAACGCGACGCCGGUGAGAACGAGAUGAUUCAGGGGAACAAGCUCCGGCCACGUGCUCUCACCAGUAGUGUUGUCAAGGGCGAGGCUGCGAAUAGCUUGCUUGAGCUCGUUCGGGCGGCCCGGUCAGGAAGGUCUGGAAUGUCCGAUUUGUGA